This is a messenger RNA of Penicillium lagena, 213 nucleotides long. RefSeq lists its product as uncharacterized. The transcript has 2 exons. The record is from RefSeq and is a predicted model, not a curated record. Bases 1 to 213 code for a protein of 70 amino acids. NCBI's taxonomy places the organism in Eukaryota, Fungi, Ascomycota, Eurotiomycetes, Eurotiales, Aspergillaceae.
AUGGCCCACUACGGCACUACGGUCUGGUAUACGCGCGUCCUGGACUGGACCCCGGAAGCGGAUGAUGGAGCGUGGCGGGCUCGAGCGGCGAGUCUUGAAUCCUACAACUCGUCGCAAGAAAGCGGAGCUGUACAGAUGCUGUCUGUGCGAGAGCAGUGGAGGAUGAAGUCGCCUUCAAAGCAGAUCGAGCCGACCGACAGUCAGUCCUAUUAA